UAAAAUGCCUUGCUGUUUCUCUCUCCAGAAACACACACUAGGACAGCCUUCUCUCUCACUCUAUGUUUCUCUCUCUCUAUUUCGCGGAAACCUAAAGUGGUGACGACUAGGGUUUUCGGGAGUUUCGCCAUCGAAUUACUCACAAAUGGCUUCAAAUCUUGAUAUCUUAAACAUGAAUAGCCAUGAUGAAAAGAGAAUUUUCCCAGUAGAUGCCCAAGGGAACAAUGCUUCUUCUGUACUAAACUCCAGCAGCUCCACCAUUAAGAUUGAUUCAUUAUGUAUCAAACUUGGCUUUGUCAAGGAGAAGGGUGAUGCUGAAAAAUGUAGCCAUUUUUCUAUAAGAGGUUAUGUUUCUGGGAUGCGUGAAAAAGGUAGCAGCAACUUCCUACCUUUUGCUGAAGCACUUCCUCCUAUGGAUGUCCCAAAUUUUAAAUAUUGGCUUUGUCAAAGUUGUGUGCAUAACUGUGGAAAUGCAAAAACCUCACAUGAGACUCCAGUAGUCUCUGUGUGUGAUCAAAGUAUGAUCCGAUCAUGUGUAAGGUCUUUCCCUCAACAAGAUUGUGGAGUAGCAGUGCUCCCUUUUGGUGAAGGCACUUCAGGUCUUAAGUCUGUUGAUAAUACGAAAGAUAAUGAUAAUGAUGAUGAUGAUGAAAAUGUCCUUCAUGCUUUUGGAGUCAAUAAAAGUCAACACUCUCAAGAAAUCCCUGUUGAUAACGCAGUUCCUAAAGAACCAGUUAAAGUUAGUGACACCAAUGUUGCUUCAGAGGCGAAUGCAGGUUUAUUAUGUAGGAAAGAGAGCAAUGAUGGGAGAGAUGAUGAGUAUCAACAGCAAGAUAAUGUAGUAAUAGAGACAAUAACUGGUGUUGUGGGAACUCCAAUCCAAUCCAGUCAGCAAAAUGAUCAAUCAAAUGGACAUACAAGACGAAAGGCUCGUAAAGUGCGUUUAUUGAAGGAGUUGCUGUGUGGAAAUAAUGAAAUCCAGCAAAGAGAAAAGGAAAAUUCUAAUACUGACUUGGAUCCAAAACCAUGUAAUCCAUUGCCAACUUCUUCCUUGAUUAAAAGGAAAGUGCCACAUGAUCAAGAUCAGAUACCUGUUGAUAUAACCACUCCUGUGAAUGCUUGUAAAAAAACAAAGACCUUUAAAGGGAAUGCAGUUGCAGUUGCAAAAACCACCAUUGUUGAUCAACAUUCUAAAGAUCCAGAAGCCACUGAAGAUACACCAAACGAUAAUAGGACUCAGAAGAACUCCAAUGUUGUGCUACUGCCAGUGGUGCUUGUAAACCAACUUGUGAUAUCUCAAAAGACAGAGGAAGCGGACCCCACUCAAACUUCAUGGCCCCACAACAUCCGGAGAAAAAAGGAAUAUUCAAGGAGAGAAAAUGUAGAUGAUUGUUCUAGAACAAAAGAUGGCAAGUCAGAAACGGAAUUAGGGCUUAAUCUUUCUUUAAAUCAUGACCCACAAACACUGAUCAAUCGUCCUCUCACCAAAGAUAAUCAUAGAAAAGAUAAUUUGUUCUUUGGGGAUUUGAGAUCAAGAAUUCAUAAUUGGAUUCCAUAUGAUUCAAAAUCAAAAAAGGGAUCAGUUCAUGAUGUCAGCAAGGGACAUGCUAUUGCUACUAAACCAGUACAGCAGCCCUAUACAUACGGGAGUUUCUCUGGGCAUCAGAAAUUGGAUUUCUCUGAUCCACACAAGAGGAAAACUGGAGUUAAAGGAUACUCAGAUGUAAUGGGGCCUUAUAAUCGUCAAAGAAAAGGAUCAAUGGUGAUGUUGGGGAGAUCAGAUGAAACUGAAGUUGUUGAACUCUUGGCAAAAAAUCAAUUCGAGAGAAACUUAUGUGAAGCUAGAAGUAGUAGUAGCAAUAACACUUUCAUACCAAAUGUAUCAGGUUUACAUAAUAUCAACAUUCACAAACAUAUGACAUCAUCAUCAUCAUCAUCACAUCAAGACGAUCUCCACCCUUCAACGAGUGAGAAACCCAAUAUGGGUCCCACCACCAUGAGAAAUCAAGCUUCUGGAUUCUUCAAUCAACAACUUCUUGACUUCAAUGAGUUUGAUGGAAAUUGGAGACACAAUAACUCACGUUACAAUUGUAUACCAAUACCAAAGAAGAAAAAGAAAACUCCACCCCUCGUCUCUUACCAGUUUCUUAAGCCAAAUCUUACCAACGGAUAUACAAAAUGCUCAGAGAAAGAUAAUCAAAAGGGAAUCAUGGAUUUGGAUCUGAAUGUUGUGGCUCCAAAUGUUAUUGAAGAACAAAACAGUUUCCAAUCUUUAAAUCCGACAUCAUCCAAACAACAUCAUCUGAAAAAGAUACAUUCGUUAGAUUCUUCAUAUCCAAAUGAAACAAUCCCUGCGAUGCAAUUACUUAGUUUAAUGGAUGCAGGAAAGUCAAAUCAUCGGGUGAAUAAUACAGAUGAAAGAAAGCUUCCAAAACCACUUUCUCCAUGUUACACUCAUUGCAGUAGCUCAAACAUGAUCAAUGGAAAAACAAUACCAAUACCCAAUGCUCAGUUCCCAAAACCAAGACGAGAGGAAUCUUAUGUUUUUCCUGUUCCAUGUCAUGUGAGUGAAGAUCGAAGUGAAGGUGUCACUUUAAGAGAUAGAAUUGAGCCAAUUGGGACUCAUGAGAUUUGUACAAUUAACAAAAACCCAGCUGAUUUUAGUACACCAGGACCCGAAAAUGUGUAUAUGAUUAAUGUUGAAGAUCUGGUAUUCAGAGGGGAGAAGGGAAAAUCAGCAACAGAAAAUGCUAAUGGACCAAAAAGGCAAAAAAGAUCAUAA
Messenger RNA from Lactuca virosa, 2782 nucleotides. Lineage: Eukaryota; Viridiplantae; Streptophyta; Magnoliopsida; Asterales; Asteraceae. The record is from the annotation of a GenBank genome assembly.